Molecule: messenger RNA, 5999 nt
Organism: Halteromyces radiatus
Lineage: Eukaryota; Fungi; Mucoromycota; Mucoromycetes; Mucorales; Cunninghamellaceae
Exons: 9
Coding region: 150-5948 (1932 amino acids)
Molecular function (GO): protein binding
Source: RefSeq, a predicted model, not a curated record
UUUUCUUAUUGUUUUUUUUUUUAUAUUGUGAUUAUCAUCUUCACUUUUUCUUCCUAUUAUUCUCCUAUUUCAACAGGCCUUGGCUGGCUUACGGUUUUAUAUCAUUUUGGCUCAAUACAACAAUCUGGGUCUUAGUAUCAACAACAACAAUGGGGAUUACACACAGUAAGCAAUCCAAUUCUUCAACCUCUUCUGGGAAAUUACGAACAAAAUCAAGAAAACGAAGCAAGUUGACAGGAUCUCUUCAUCGGAAUAAAACAAAACAACAAAGGGCCCUAGUAUCUUCUCCACCAUCAACAUUUAUUGAACCUAUUCAACAAAAUAACGACGCUCAGACCAUAUCUUUUUUACGCAAUGAUUCUGUAUCACCACCUAAUACAACAACAACAAUAACAACGACAGCGAUGAUGGCAACGACAGCAACAGAAGCAACAGAAGCAACUGUACCACAAACGCAUAUGAACGAAGACGAAAAUGAUGAAUUACUUCCUUUGACAUCAAUGAGGAAUAAGUCGACUGGUCUAAACAUCAACACUUCAAAUGAUAGGAGAGGCGGCAGAAGAACCACUCGAAACUCAUCUCGUACAGCAUCACGACCUGUUUCUACCUUAUCUUGCUCAACUGAUAGUGGAUUACAAAGUGCUACAAGUAGUGGAUGGACUUUUUCUGGUGGACUUUUCUCUCAUAUCGAUACCAAUACUUCUUCAACAAUUACUGCUAUUACUGAUUACUCAACUAUCUCCAAAAGGUCAAUGACGGAAUGGCCUGAUGAAUAUACUAACAUAUCCAACAAGAAACAGACUUUGCCACCGCCUUAUUAUCAACAAUCCGAUCAUCAUGGGACAUCCUCCUCUACCGCCACCGGUACAACCUGUUCAACUACUCUCAAUACUACUCUGCAAACUACUGAACCUGAUUUGUCCUUAUCUCUUACUGGCAAUCAACAAGCUUUCUUGUCAACAAACUCUACUGUACCUAGGAAUGCGCCUUCUUCUCUGCUAGACUCACUUCUGACCCAAUUGAUUCAAUCUCCAUCUUCGUCUUUUCGGUUGUUUAAGGAUGCAUUCACUGCAGCUAUCACCAGCAAUAACGAUAUUCAAGAAACAGUUUUCAAGGCUGCAGAAAUAUGGUAUCAACAAACCAACGACAGUACUGCCCAAAUGUGGUUAGCAAGAUGCAAAAUAGAGGGUUGGGGAACUUUAUCUGAUCCUGUGGUAGGAUUUACUCGAUUGAAGGCAUUAGCGGAUCAUGGAUCGUGGGAAGCGUUUUAUCCUUUGGCUGUCUACUAUUUGAAUGGUGUUUGGAAUUCAUCUUCUGAUAAUGGUAUGGUUCAACCUGUGGAUCUUUCGGCAGCUUAUCAAUGGUUUUUAGCAACAGUGGAGUCUCAUCAGCAGCAACCUGACUUUCCUUUGACUCAAGAUCAACAAGUUAUCUUUGAUGUGAUUAGUUUAGCUCAAUAUCGAUUAGGCUCUAUGUUAUUACAUGGUCAAGGUGUGGCAGAAAACUCUGAAGAAGCUCUUGAUCGGUUUGAAAAAAGUGCCUGUCUAGGAAAUAGAUAUUCUCAAUUUAUUACCGGAUUUCAUUAUGAAAAAGGAAUCAUUGCCAAACAAGAUCUCAUCAAAGCCCAAACUUAUUACAAGUAUAGUGCCGAUCAAGGGUUUGCGGAAGCUCAAGCUGCACUAGGUAUCUGUUUGAUUGAUCAAGGUGAAACAAAUCAAGGAAUUUAUUGGUUAAAUCAAGCUAUCGGUUUGAACAAUACCCGUGCUUUGUUGAAACUUGGCACGUUGCAUGAAACUGGAAGUAUCGUUCCCAAGGAUCAAGAAAAAGCAAUUCAUUAUUAUAAACUGGCGGCUCAUCAAGAUGACCCUGUAGCUCAUUACAUCUUAGGACUUCAAUACAGACUUGGUCAUGGAUUAUUACAACAAAAUUAUAUUCAAGCUGGGAAACAUUUGAUUCGAUCGGCUCGUGCUGGAUUUGCUCCGUCUCAAAGAUUAAUUGGUUUGAUGUAUGCACAAGGUUUGAUGUCAAUAACAUUGCAAGAAGAACAUCAUCAUCAACAAAGACGAAAAGAUGAAAAAACAGCAUUGGUCUGGUUCCGUCGUGCAGCUUCUCAUGGUGACGUACGCGCAUUAGGUUUGGUUGGAUCAUGCUAUGAAUAUGGUCAUGGUGCUGCUAUCAAUUUGGACAUCGCUUUACAAUAUUAUCAAAAGGCUGCUCGUAUAUCAAGUCCAUUCCAAACUGCCGCUCAAGUUGCUGUGGCUACGCUGUUACAUCGGAUGAAUCGUCAUCGUGAUGCUUUAGACUGGUUCCUUCGUGCUCAAAACGCUAAGGCCCAAGAUAUUCCUUUGGAUAUAUAUGAUCAAGCUCAAAGAACUGCAACUUUGAUGGUGGCUCGAUAUCGACUUCAUGGUUGGGCUGGAACAAAGGAUCCUGCAAUGGCUUUUGACAUGUUAUCUCAAUUAGUCUCCAACAACACAACAGAUGGUCAUGCUCAUUAUUGGUUAGCUGCUUGUUACGAAGAAGGUAUUUCCGGUGUAUGUGAUUGUAAUCUUGUCAAGGCUUUUUAUCAUUAUCAAGUAGCUGCAAUGACUGGGGACGUCGAUGCACAAUUUCAGGUUGGUUUUAUGUUAUCCAAUGGCAAAGGUGUAGAAAAAAAUCGACAAGAAGCGUUCCAAUGGUACCAAAAAGCGGCGCAACAAGGUCACAAAACAGCACUAUAUAGUAUGGGUCUCUAUUACGUCAAAGGGCUGGAUGGUGUAGACAAGGAUUUAAAAGUUGCUACUGACUGUUUUAAAAAGGCUGCUCAACUUGGUCUGGUGACUGCAAUGACUUCUCUGGCCUCUUUAUAUCGUAUUCACCUAACCUCAUUGAACAACAAGCAUGAUAAUGAGGACGAUCAAGAUAUUGCUGAUUCUUCUCCUUCUUCUUCUUCCUAUUAUCGUGAUCAAGUUAUUUUUUGGUAUCGUAAGGCGGCUGCUUUGGGUGAUGUUAAUGCCCAACGUGAACUUGGUAUACUUUACAAUAGUGGACUUUUGGGUAUCACACAGGACCAUGCCAUGGCGUUUGACCUAUUGGGGAAAGCUAGUCGGCAAGAAGAUGCUCAGGCUACACUGUUAUUGGCAAGUUAUUAUCAACAUGGAACUAUGGUGGAGAAAGAUGAUGAUCAAGCCCUUCAACUUUAUCUUUACGCUGCUUCUUUGGGAUCAUCAGUUGCUUAUUUUGCUGCUGCUCAACUCUAUCACUCAUUACAUCGUUACGAACAAGCCUUCAUUCAAUAUCAGUUGGCAUCCAAAGAUCCUCAAUUACAAAGAACAAGAAUUGGACGAACGGCCAAAUUGAUGGUGGCUCGAUAUAUUCUUAGUUAUAUCGCUAGCUCUACUACUUCCUUUGGACAACCUACUUCUCAUCUUCAAGUUACUGAUUUGACUAUUAAUCAUACAAAGGAAGAAGCGUUCAAAAUGUUGGAAAAUUUGGCGGUGAUUGAUCGAUUUGAACAUUCUUUUUAUUGGCUUGCUGACUGUUAUUUUACGGGUAAUGGUACUUUGGUCAAUUAUCAUGAUGCUCUUUAUUGGUUCCGACGUGCUGCUGAUGAGAUUGAUAACAAGGAUGCGAUGAUCAAAGUGGCUCAUAUGUAUGAAAAUGGACUUGGAUCUGAACUGGAUCUAUCUCUAGCAUUACAAUACUUAAGGAAAGCGGCAGUCUUGGGUCAUGUUGAAGGACAGCAUCAAAUGGGUAUGGCGUUCUGGCGUGGUCAUUACAACUUGCAAAUCGAUUUCAAUGAAGCGAUUCACUGGUUUACCAAAUCAGCAACACAAUGUUACAGUCAAAGUCAUUGGGCUCUUGGGCAACUUUCCAUUGAAAACGGAGAUGAAGAAAUGGCUAUUGCAUGGUGGCAAAAAGCAGUUGAUCUUGGACAUAUAGUCUCUAUGAGACUUCUUGCCGCCUUAUUAUUACAACAACAACAACAACAACAACAACAACAACAGUCUCCAUCAUCAUCGUCAUCAUCCUCUUCAAUUGCAUCAACAUUGGACCUUGGACAUAUACUUCAACUAUUGGCAGAUGCUUCUCGACUUGGUGAUACAGAAUCUCUUGUAUUGUUAGGUCAAAUCCAUCAAGCAGGCACAGUGACAACUUCCUUUAAACAUUCUAAUUUGGAUCAUCAAGGACAAAAUCAGUAUACUAAUGAUAAUAUGGAGUAUCAAACUGGCAGUGGUAGUAGCACUAGUAUUGUGAACAGUGAUGGCGAAGAAGAAUGGAUAAUGGAUGAAGAAGAAACUCAACUCCUUCAACGACAACAAGAAGAACAAGAACUGGCUAUUCGAUGCUUUGAACAGGCGGCUACGAUGGGUCAUGUCGGUGCGAUGUUUUUGGCUGGACAAUCUUGGCAUACUCAGGAACAAUAUGCUGCUGCCUUUGAUUUUUAUGAUCAAGCUGCUCAGCAUGGACAUGUAAUAUCCAAAGUUAUGCGUGCUCGAUAUAGGUUAGCUGGUCUUGGCGGGAUUCCUAUUGACAAAGAACUUGGUUUUAUGGAAUUGCUGGAAUGUGCUGAAAAGGAUCAGUGUGUAGAAGCUUAUAACUCACUUGGACAAUGCUACGAAAUGGGAUUAGGAACUGUUAAGGAUAUAACGUGCGCUUACCAUUGGUAUCUACGUUCUUCUGAAACAACCAACGAUGCUGAAGCAAUGUACCGUAUUGGCCGAAUGUAUGAUGACAAACAGCUCAAUACUUCUGAUGUUGACAACAGUCAUGAAGCUGCCUAUAGAUGGUAUCAAUUAGCCGAUCAAACCAGUGGACAUGUACUUGCCAAUUAUCAGCUAGGACUUUAUUAUUCUCGAUAUAAUAUCAACAACAAAACGUUGGCGAUGAAACAUUUUCGAAAGGCGGCCAUUGAAGGUAACAAGGAUGCAAUGUAUGAAUUGGGAUAUCUAUAUAUUAGCGAUGAAGAUCAUGACAACAAACUAGAAUGGCAAUUGGAAGGCGUUCAUUGGCUUACACAGGCAGCUCAAACCGGAUUCAAGCAAGCACAAUGCGAAUUGGCCAUUCUCUAUCAUUCUGGACGUGAUUAUGUACAACAAGAAUCUGACAGCAAUAAUAUCAAUGAAACAGUGACGGUGGUUGUGGAACAAGAUUUUGAAAAGGCGUAUGAUUUGUUUUGCCAAGCUUCUAGACAAGGACAUGUUACUGCGACACUAUAUAUUGGUACUUAUUAUGAGCAUGGUAUUCAUGUGGCUCCUAGUACAGAUCUUGCCAAGGAAUGGUACCAAGAAGCUAUUGAACAAGCAUCAUCGGCAGAGAAUGACAAAGACAGUGGCACUGACAAGUUAUGGUUAGCGGAACUUGGAUUGGCUCGUUUAUGGCAUCAAGAAAAAGCAAGUAUAGAAGCCUACAAUAUGUUUUGUGCAGCUUACAAGCAUGGACCGAAAAAAGGACUAGAAAAAGACGAAAUGACCCCAGGAUUGAGUUCUUCCGCGAUGGCUUCCUGUAGAGUGAUGAUUGCUCGAUAUCUUCUUCAUGGAUGGGGUGGUGUACCCCAAGAUACAAGACUGGCAGCACAAGAAUUGGUAUCUAUGGCCGAUAUGGGAUACACCAAAGUGUUUCUGGAAGUGGCACAGUGUUAUGAAAAUGGCAUUGGUGUAACGCGUGAUCAUCUUAUGGCCUAUACUUGGUAUGGACGUGUUAUUGCUAUUGGCAACGCAAGGAUUGAACAACAACAACAACAACAACAACAAGAGGAAGAAAAUGAUAUUGUUGAUGAUGAUGAUCUUUGGGAUGAACAAGAUGAACAAGAUCAUGUCAUGGCUCUUUAUAGAUUGGCUGAAAUGUAUCGACUUGGAUAUACUCCGGAUGGUCAAGUGGAUCAAGAACAAGCUUAUUCACUUUAUUCAUUGGCAGCAAAUAAAGGUUCACUUGAAGCUCAACAUUAUGUACAAUCCUUUUCAGCGUAGUUUGUAUCUUUUAUAUUAUUAUGCAUCACUUUUAUUAUCAUUAUUAUUAUU